Exaiptasia diaphana is the source of this 1744-nucleotide messenger RNA. RefSeq lists its product as uncharacterized. NCBI's taxonomy places the organism in Eukaryota, Metazoa, Cnidaria, Anthozoa, Actiniaria, Aiptasiidae. The record is from RefSeq and is a predicted model, not a curated record.
CCCAUAUUUCCUCUUUAUCCCUGUUCAGAUUCAUACAUAGUUCCAGCUUCUUGGAACGGUAGACAAGACUGGCAAAGAGCAGAUCUCGUGAACUCAACCGAAUCGAAGAUUAUUGUGGUACUGAAAAGUGACCAGGCAAAGAAAAACCAUGAGUUCUUGAAGUACGAAGCUGCUUUGGACAAAGCAAUGCAGGAGAAGGAUGUCACUGUUGGAAUGGAAGUUCUGGCCAAUUUUGGAAUCGACGCAAAYAAGGAUCCUGUUUAUGCCGCAGGGACGGUAAUGGGACGUGUACGAGCGGCCCAGUACAAUGUUACCCCAAAUUGCCAAGUCAAAGCCCUUCCACUGGGAGUAGGAGUARUACAACCGCUUAAUCGAGUGAAAAAAAUCAGCGAUGACAGGAUAACUGCGUCAAGUCGAUACAGUGAACGUAGCCUUGCUAGAAAUGGCAGGCUUGGUAAUGGCGAGGUGUGGUGUCCAAGCAGACAAAACGCUCGAGGUUCCUGGCUACAGGUUGACCUUGGCCUUCCCUACUAUAUCUGCUCAGUUUCYGUACAAGGAAACACUGCUAAGAGAAACGAAUGGGUCAAAAAGUACACCAUCAGUCUCUCUGAUAACGGGAGAACAUUUUACCCUAUYAAACAUAGCGGUAAAAUUAAGGAAUUUUCAGCAUCUCGUACUGGAAAAGAAAGUCCUCUAUAUGUAACGUUACCUUACAGAUUUGUACGUUUUUACCCUCGAGACUACUAUCGGUACCCUUGUAUGGGCGUUGAGAUAUACGGCUUUGGACCUGUCAAUACAAUUAACAUUGGGCAGCAGUUCAACCUCGAUGAAAUACGAGCGAUAGUUUUAGCCAAAGUCAUCCCUGGCCCUCAGACCCCUUUGCAAUAUGGUGCCAAAGAGGUCAUGCUUAAUGUCCCUCCGAAACCAAGCAAUAUCCACACUGGACGCACAGUCUACGCAYCUUUUGCAAAAGAUAAAAAUGGUUUAAAGAUUUAUUCUGUUGGGCGUAUAGGAGUGGUUGAUAACCCUGAUUCUAGGAAAUAUCUUGUUACACCAAUUUGCAGCAAGUUCCAGAAAUCUCUACCUCUUGGUAUCGGAAUAGUUGAAAGUAGCCUCCUGGAUAGAGUCAAUAGCAUCGCAGAUGAACAACUGAUUGCUACUUCACACUUACAGAAUCAUGAACCCAAAUACGGUCGUCUGGGUAAUAGUAAUGUAUGGUGUGCAGACAACGGUAAACUCAGAACAUCGAGGUUUCAAAUUAACCUCGGAAACCCAUAUCAUAUAUGCUCAGUGGCCAUUCAGGGUCAAAUCGCAGGCAAACAGAGCUGGAUAACURCUUUUAAAAUGUCUGUAUCAAACGACGGACGAAAAUGGAUUUUUCUUAGAGGACCAACAGGAAGUGACGUGUUUCAACGAACUGGUUUUAAUGCUGCCGAGUUUGCUGUCAGCGUGAACAGUGCCUAUCGAUAUUUCUCAUUUAAUCCUCUGUCGUACUACCGUCAUACGUGUAUGGGAGUUGAGUUGUACGGUAUYGGACCUAUAGAAAGAUCGUUGAUGUUCGACUUGGAAGAACUACGUAUUCAAGGGAGUGCYUGUGARCUAGAGAACCAGUGCCCUAAAGACACUCAUUGUGUACCCAGCAAUGUGAUAGGGAGAUACACCUGCAAAUGUCCCGAGGGAUACAUGUCAUCUGCGGGAUCCGGGGGAUUGGUGAUAACACCCGGUACUGAUGAGCAUUGCCGAA